Molecule: messenger RNA, 1221 nt
Organism: Priapulus caudatus
Lineage: Eukaryota; Metazoa; Priapulida; Priapulimorpha; Priapulimorphida; Priapulidae
Product: lysozyme C-1-like
Molecular function (GO): lysozyme activity
Source: RefSeq, a predicted model, not a curated record
CGCGGCGGCGGUGCUGGAAAUACUGCGUUGACAUUGUACCCACAAGCACACACGCGCUCUAUCUCCUACACACAUACAUACGCGCUUUUCCCAACGCACACACACGCUCUCUUAUACCAUCACACGCACGCAGGAUGAUGAAGGCAGCAGUCUGCGGUGUUGCGGUGCUCGUGCUGGGUAUCGUCAUCGUCGCCGAAGCCAAGGUGUUCGAUAGAUGCGAGUUCGCGGCGGAGCUGCAGAGGCUGGGAGCUCGAGAUGACAUGCUCGCAGACUACUUGGUAGAUGAUGAUAUUGCUGAUGACUUUGCUUGUGCAAAUAAGAUCUUUAAUGCACAUGGCUUCCACGCAUGGAACCCGUGGGCCGUAAAGUGCUGGCAGUUUGACGUCGCCGUCUAUCUUGACGACUGCAUCGAAGAUAAACUCAUCAAGCCACUCACGUUCACCGACGACGAAGACGACGAUCUGCCACCUGGCGGCGUUAAUUAAGCAGUUGUGAAUAAAUCCGCGGAUCACGGUUACGUGGGAUUGGUCGUUUAUCGACGUAUAAACACGCGUGUCUCUACAACUGUUAUUUUAUAGUGGUUGCGUAAAUGUUCGAAUCCAGAUUCUGUAAUCAGCCGCGUACUGAGAAGCUCAAGAUGAAGGUAUAGCUCAUAAACAGAGACGGCUGUAGCAGUUGGUGCGGCGGCAGCAGCAACAACAACAACAGCAAGAAAAAAUCAAAUAAGGAAAAAACACUCAAAUGCGUCAGAUCAAUAACAGAAACAAGAGCAGGAUCGACGGCAGCAGCAACAAGUCAAAUAGCGGUAUAUAUCAAUAUAAUAUAUCAAUAUCAUUAUAAUAGCGCGGUCAUAUUUAUUAUGACCGGCAUUGGCCUUGUUUGGGGAAUUCUGUGACACACCCUCAGCAUAACCGUGUGUAGUUUCUAGUCCUUUGACUCGCGGCAGCAAAGAUUUAUGAUAUCAAGAGCACAUAAACCGUUUGCGUGCUCUAGAAGAUGAAAUAGAGUUAACUUUUGUAGAAGAGUCGUCAACGAAAAUUUUCAUUAACACCUUCUUUAGCGCAAAUUGACGUUUUGUCAUCUCUUGUUAUAUAUUUUGAUACGACGAGUAUGUAUAAAUCGAUGUAUAUGUAACGUGGUCACGAUCUGUAAUGAAGUAACGUAAAUAUAUAGAUUUUAGGUACCUUGAUAUUGUAGCAAUAAAAUAAGAAUUUAACAGCA